UUUUGAAGGGUGGAAAUGACUCUUCAGUCAUUUUAAAUAUUGUUUUUACUUAUUUUUAACCCUUUAAGUGCCUUAAGUGUGAUGUGGAUCGUAGCGUAGACAUUCCUUAAUCAACUUGCAGUAUUUUUGUACUUAAAUUGUGUGUUCCAUUCCAUUAUCAAUCAUAAAAAUGCCUAUACUAGCAGCUUCCGAUGACAGCGCUGAGAUACGAGUGAAGACUGUGUAUCAAGGCGAUGUUAUGAUCACUUACAUCAUGCCCAACAUCACAUUAGACGAGCUGUGCUCGGAGAUGAAGGAUAUUUGUAGAUUUGCUAAUGACCAGGUGUUCACAAUGAAAUGGGUAGACGAUGAAGGUGAUCCUUGCAUAAUUUCAACACAAUUAGAACUUGAUGAGGCUUUGAGGUUGUACGAGUUGAAUCGGGAUCCUGAGUUGAUCAUCCAUGUAUUUCCUAAUGUGCCUGCAGUACCGGGUUUGCCUUGCGUUGGAGAAGAUCGAAGCAUCUAUAGGAGAGGUGCCAGACGGUGGAGAAAAUUAUAUAGAAUCAAUGGACAUAUCUUCCAGGCAAAACGGUUUAAUAGACGCGCUUUCUGCGCCUUCUGCCAGGACCGAAUCUGGGGCUUGGGCAGACAGGGAUUCAAGUGCAUCCAGUGCAAGUUGCUGGUCCACAAAAAGUGUCACAAACUUGUCCAGAAACCCUGCACCAACGAGCACGUGGAACCGAUUGUCAAAGAUGACCCUCCGUCUGGCACGAUAGCCUCCAGCCAACUAAACCUAGCAGGCGGUGAUGAUCAGAAGCACCAGAGUUUGGGACAAACUCUAUCCAACAAUUCGGGGCUUAACAAUAAGCAGGGACAGAUGACUGUUGAGAGUUUGGCUGGUGAGGAUGGAGAUGCCAAUGAUGAUAAACGUGGAGAGGAGAUUGCUGCUGAAACAGGUGGUCAGAGACAGUACUCGUUGAGUGACUUUGAGUUGAUCAGAGUUAUAGGACGUGGCAGCUAUGCCAAAGUGCUCAUGGUCGAAUUAAGGAAGACUAGGAGAAUUUAUGCUAUGAAGGUUAUUAAAAAGGCUUUGGUCACGGAUGAUGAAGAUAUCGAUUGGGUGCAAACUGAGAAACAUGUUUUUGAAACUGCAUCGAAUCAUCCAUUUUUGGUCGGUUUGCAUUCGUGCUUCCAAACACCCAGCAGGUUGUUCUUUGUGAUUGAGUUUGUUCGCGGUGGUGAUCUGAUGUUCCAUAUGCAGAGACAACGAAGAUUACCCGAAGAACAUGCCAGGUUCUACGCUGCUGAAAUCAGUCUUGCAUUGAAUUUCUUGCACGACAAGGGUAUCAUUUAUCGUGAUCUGAAACUGGACAAUGUUCUGUUGGAUCACGAGGGACAUAUUAAAUUGACCGAUUACGGUAUGUGCAAAGAGGGUAUUCGGCCUGGUGAUUCUACAUCAACUUUCUGUGGAACUCCAAAUUAUAUAGCUCCUGAAAUUCUUAGAGGUGAAGACUACGGUUUCAGUGUAGACUGGUGGGCAUUGGGGGUCCUGCUGUACGAAAUGUUGGCAGGCAGAUCUCCCUUUGAUAUUGCAGGAGCAUCCGAAAAUCCUGAUCAGAACACGGAAGACUACCUGUUCCAAGUUAUCUUAGAUAAAACUAUCCGUAUACCCAGAUCUCUGAGCGUCAAAGCUGCAUCUGUACUUAAAGGUUUUCUUGUGAAGGAUCCUGCAGGCAGGUUAGGUUGUCACAAGGAAGGAGGUUUCAUGGACAUCGUCAAUCAUCAGUUCUUCAAAGCCAUCGACUGGGAAAUGCUCGAGCAGAAGCAGGUUGCGCCUCCUUUCAAGCCCCGCCUGGAGUCCGACAGGGAUUUGGCCAAUUUUCCGCCGGAGUUCACAGACGAACCGGUUCAUUUGACGCCGGACGACGAGCAUGUCAUCGACAAGAUAGACCAGACCGAGUUCGAAGGCUUCGAGUACGUGAAUCCUCUCCUGAUGUCGCUCGAAGACUGCGUCUGACGAAACGCUCCCCGACGCCGAACACUU
This is a messenger RNA of Ctenocephalides felis (cat flea), 2023 nucleotides long. RefSeq names its product atypical protein kinase C (gene aPKC). Gene Ontology annotation, molecular function: protein binding; ATP binding; protein serine/threonine kinase activity. Gene Ontology annotation, biological process: protein phosphorylation; establishment or maintenance of cell polarity. The transcript is spliced from 14 exons. The coding region runs from base 170 to 1996 and encodes 608 amino acids. NCBI's taxonomy places the organism in Eukaryota, Metazoa, Arthropoda, Insecta, Siphonaptera, Pulicidae. The record is from RefSeq and is a predicted model, not a curated record.